Molecule: messenger RNA, 3054 nt
Organism: Schistosoma spindalis
Lineage: Eukaryota; Metazoa; Platyhelminthes; Trematoda; Strigeidida; Schistosomatidae
Source: the annotation of a GenBank genome assembly
GUACAUUGAAAAUGACCUUGAUUACAUAUUCGGAAUUUCUCACUACGCUUUUGAAAGUGGAUUUCUAAGUUAUAACUGCGAUGUUCUUCUUGCUCAUUAGUCUCUGACACUUUAUGUGAAGUCUUAACGCAUUUUUGACGAGAUUAUAGUUCGUGGGUGAAGUAGUUUGGUUCACGAUAACAGGUCUUGGAUUUCAGCGCGAAAUUCUUUAUCCAUAUGGCUAAAUAGUGUCGUAAGACAAAUGUCAUUCUAGCUGAUAUCAGUUCGUGAUGAAAGCCUUAAAUAUAAUUUCUCAACAUAAUUAUCCCAUGCGACUCGCAAUCCUCAACCUUCACACACGUUUAAAACUCAUUUAGUCCUUGUCAGUAGGUGGCUAUUCUGAAGGCCGCUUUAGAGCCACUCAAAGGACCAUAACUUGUAGUCUCGUCAAACAUUCUUAAGGUCGCUUUAACGUCGAUAAGACGUCGUCCAUAAAUUAUGUCCACUGGAUUUGUUUGUUCCUUCUCGUUUCUGUUGUUCUUCGUCAUCCUUUCUGGACAAGCGUGUUUUUGGCUUCAUUGUUAUGAACAGUUAUUCAACAUUUACUAGAGUUCCUAGACGUACUUUUAGAAGGCUCUUAGCUUAUGAUAUGUAGGUUGAGGGUUCCCAUUAGAUGAUGCAUUUGCUUGAAAAAUAUCAAGUGUUGAUUAUGUAUAUAUAUACUUAUUAUACAGAUCAAUGGGAUCAUGUUAAAAUUACGAAUAUUUGUGACUUGUUUUCCAUUUAGCCGAACAAAAUAGUGUUUGCCAGCUGAUCGAAGUCUCCUUAUUUUGGGAAAACUUUGAGGAAUUUGUGGGGUUUUCCCAAAGUCGUAAGAAGUUUGAUGGUUUUCCUCAAUGUGUAACAAAAUUCUGGGGAAAUUGCCAAAGUUUUGGGUAUUCCCCAAUACAGUGAGAUUGGGAUACUAUGCUCAUCAUACUUAUUCGUUUCUUCUAACGGAGUUGAAAUUUGUGUUGAGCACGAGUGCUAACGGCUUUUAAAAAUUUUAAUGCAUGUGAAAAGCCUAUGUCACUACUUCUUGUUGCUUGUUUAUUAGUCUAAUUCGGAAAAUUGAUCGUUUCGUUUAUAUCUGUUCAGUCAUUUUCAUGCCACGUUCAUAGCAGUUUUAACCGUUAAAUACAACCUUAUAUUUUGGAUUUCGGAUAUUGGGAUGUUAUUUGAUAGUAAUAGUUAUUCACCACGCCAAGUUCCUAAUGUUUCCUUUGUCUCAAGUUCUGUUUAUUUUUUUAGGUUUUCGUCUCAAUUAUGAAAUGUUCGCCUCUCAAUCUAAUAUUAAACCAACACAUAUUCCUCCCAUUAUGGAAUGCCCACCAGUACCUCAUACAGCAAUGAAUGUGAAUUUUCCAACAUUUUAUUCUGGCAGUUUCGUGCAGAAUAAUAUCUCAUCCCUUGCUCAAGAGAGCCUAUAUGAAAUCCAACGACUUAGACUACUCCUGACUAAUUUAUUGACUUCUAUACAAUCUGAUGAAAAAGAUCCUGAGGAAAAAAAUAAGAUUGUGGACGAAAACUUUAUGCUAUUCAAUAGAAAUGGUAGUACAAAGUGUGAAAACGUUCCUAGUCCUCUAUUUACAACUGGAGAAGGAAAAAUAAAUGGGACUGUGCCUGAAGGUCGCAACAACCUUCAAACUCUUGGUUCGAAGAGUUUGUCGUGUGAAAAGUUAGCAUUACACAAAAUAGUCAAUCAAAUCAGUGACGUUUUUAAUAAUUUGGAUCAACUAGCCAGUCGAAUGCAGGUCAAUCGGUUAUCUGGUCGACCUAGUGACCAUGGUUUACAAAAUGCAUUAUCUCUAUUUAACACUGUUGAACAGUUGGAAUUUAGCCGUAAUAGUUGGCUAUAUGAAUCUUCGCUAUCUCAGUACAUGGGGACCGAUGAUCACGGUAAAGAAUCUGAUUUUCGUCGUGUUGACUGGCUUAUGGAUAGAAUCGAAGCGGAACGCUGGAGUCAUCGAUAUUGGGGACGUACCCGUACUGUGCUUGAAGGUUUACUGGCUUGCUCCGCAUUCAGACGUUCUCAUUUAAAUACAGAUCAUUCCCGCAGGCGAACGGAUUUUCUCAAUAUAAUCAAUCGAGAUUAUGGAGCUGAUUUGGAACAUUUACUCAAUGAAUUAAAUGUUAAUUUGCCGGACCUCACUAUAACGUUAAUCGAACCAUCAUCUAUUGUAUCCGUAGCACAUUUAAGGGUUGGUGAGAUAAUGCAAUGUUUUGUGACUUUUCGUCAGCUGAAUCCAGAAAGAAUUAUUGUUCGUGGAGUAUCGGAACCGAUGAUUAUAAAAACACACUCUGAUUUCCUUAACAACAAUUUAAAUAUUGAGGAGAAACCCUUUUCCUUAGCAACAGAGGAACUAUUAUCUGAUUCAGGUCUUGAUUCAUUGCCGAAAAUUCGUGAUACUGUUGUCUCUUUAUUAAGUCCUGACUCAAAAGCUCGGUCACUUCCAGACCAUAGACAACAACGAGGCUCAAGACUCAUCCGCUUUUGUAAUAUACAUCAAUCAAAGCUCGAUCUUUUUACACCAAGUCGUCAUCCAUUGUUUCGUCGUAUCACUUCCUUAGCCCAAUGUGCCCUUCUUCAUUUUUCUAAUGAAUAUAAACCUCCUUCUGCCAUUCGUGGGUUUUGUGCUUGGCUUCACAGUUAUCGCGACUUGUUCAAUGCUCCAUGCAGUCGUUGCGGUCAGCUUCUAGGUCAAAAUGUUGAACUUCCACUUUGGCGUAGUUAUCCUCAAAUGAGAAAGGAUAAUUCACGAUCUAUGGAACCCCAGCAUGAACACUGUCAAGCCAUUAUAUAAACAAUCGUGUACUUCUUUGUUUUCUGACUUUUUGAGUACUUCCUAUCAUUUGUAUAGAUAAGCUCACUCUACAAUUUAAUAUAUCCUGGAUGUAACUUGAGCGAAAUGAUAAUUCCCACCUUUGUAAUACAUAUAAGUUAUGUACCAAUAAUUUUGUUAAUAUGAGUUCUAUAAAACUAGAGCAUUUCAGCCUACAUGAUGUACGCCACGUCCGAAAAUCGAUCUAUCAUCU